Fraxinus pennsylvanica is the source of this 657-nucleotide messenger RNA. The record is from the annotation of a GenBank genome assembly. Lineage: Eukaryota; Viridiplantae; Streptophyta; Magnoliopsida; Lamiales; Oleaceae.
AUGAAUAAUCUUCUAUUCACCACUUCACUAGUAUCUCACAAGCAACUCCUCUGCACUUUCUCUUCUUCAUCAGUAGAUAGACUCAGCUACUCACCAUCAUCACCCCCUUUUCUUCACUUUCCUACUUUGCCCUCAAGAAAACCAAGAAUUUCAAGAAGGUCCAUCCUCACCGCCCAAUCCAAAGGCAGCAAUUCAGCUGAUGCCCCUGACCGCUUAAUCUCAGCCAUUACUUACUUUUACCCCUUGUUUGAUGGCAUACAGUAUGGAAAAUAUGUCAUUACACAGUUCAGUCCCUUUCAGACAGUUCUUCAACCCUUAUUCCCAGCAAUUAAGGUUUUCAAAAGCUUCCCUUUUAGUGGGUUUUUGGUUUUCUUGACCCUUUAUUUCGUUGUUGUGAGGAACCGCAAUUUCAGUAGGUAUGUGAGGUUCAAUACUAUGCAGGCUAUUGUUCUUGAUGUGCUCUUGAUUUUCCCUGAUCUCUUGGAGAGAACUUUCAAUCCAAGAGAUGGAGUGGGCUUGGAAUUGAUGAUGAGCUUGGAUAAUACUGUGUUCUUGUUCCUCUUGGUGUGCUUGAUUUAUGGCUCAUCCUCUUGUUUGUUAGGUCAAAUCCCCAGAUUGCCCCUUGUUGCUGAUGCUGCUGAUAGGCAAGUUCUUUAA